AUGGCCAGGAUACUGUUUGGGACCUUUGUGCUUCUGAAGCUCUUCACAGCCAGCACAAUCUGUUCAUUUUUUAUUUAUUUAUUUAUUUAUUUAUUUAUUUUACCAGGUCAAGGUUUCUUUCAGAGCCAAAGAGCUGGUGAUUAUGCGCCAUCACUACAUUCAGUCAAAUAUAUUGUGUCUUUGCAAACCUCAAAAGGCCAGCAUUUCUGUGUAGGAUCCCUGGUGCAUAAAUAUUGGGUUCUAACUGCUGCACAUUGUAAAACAGGGGUGGAUCAGAUGAUGAUAGUGGCUGGAGACAACACUCUUGGCAAGUACGAAGGGAUGGAGCAGUAUUCUAAACCGUACUCCAUUACACCCCAUCCACUGUAUAACAAGAGCACCAAUAAUGCAGACAUCAUGCUCAUUAAGCUCCGGGCUCCAAUAAAGCCGAACAGGUACGUCUCCCUGGCUCCUCUUCCCAAACAAAACACAGGAGUGCUGCCUGGCCAGCUGUGUCAGGUGUCCGGUUGGGGUUCCACAAGCCAGGGCAGGGGUGUGAGCCCCCUUGCUCUUCAGUCUGUAACAGUGCCCAGCAUCUCCACAGCUAAGUGUAAUAGCAGCAAGUCCAUCAAUGGAAGCAUUACAAGCAAUAUGAUCUGUGCUGGCUACAGUACUGGAGGCAAGGAUGCAUGCAAGUGGGAUUCUGGAGAGCUGCUUGUGUGUGAUGGCCGACUUUAUGGGCUCGCCUCCUGGGGAAACAGCCGUGGGGAUACCAGGUUUCCAGGAGUCUACACGGCUGUGGCCAGGUUCCGCAGGUGGAUAGACCGUACCAUCUACAGGUCCAUCAUACGAUGUUACAAGUACAGAAAGCCACUGGCCUUGAAAUCCACUUCAAGUGAUGUUUAGUUUAAUAUACAGAAUAUACAGAAUGUCAUCAUUUGGUGUUUUUCUGCUUUGUUGCAUUACAACCUGAAAUUAAAAUGGAUGUUUUUGGGGUUUGUACCAUUUGAUUUACACAACAUGCCUACCACUUUGAAGUAGCAAAAUAUUUUUUAGUGUGACACUAGCAAUAAUUAAGACGAAAAAACAGAAAUCUUGAGUGUGCGUAAGCAUUCACACACAC
Molecule: messenger RNA, 1102 nt
Organism: Ictalurus furcatus (blue catfish)
Lineage: Eukaryota; Metazoa; Chordata; Actinopteri; Siluriformes; Ictaluridae
Product: trypsin
Exons: 5
Coding region: 1-885 (294 amino acids)
Biological process (GO): proteolysis
Molecular function (GO): serine-type endopeptidase activity
Source: RefSeq, a predicted model, not a curated record